AUGUCUCUACCCGUUCUCUCACGGCCCCUUGCCGACCCGCCGACGGGUGCGUUGCCUCCCAUUCCUUCGAACAAACCUCCUCGAAAGAGUCUCCCUCAGAUAACGUCACGGUUAAAGGCACCGUCAAGAACUACGACACUAUCUCCUCCGCCAGUGGCGUCCACAGUCGAUCUAUCCUACCCAAAACCUAGCGAAAGAGCUUCUGGGAUCUCGCCAGGGAAAUCCGUUCGCAAGACAGUGAGCAUUGGUUCAUUCCCACAACCACCCAAUGCGGCCUCACGUCCCCCUACAUCGGCCUCAGCCGCCUCUACGACAUCGACAAGGAAGAGGACAUCCGACGGCACCGGCUCCACCGUACAACCCUCCACGAUCAAAUCCAAGAAAUCGCCCAAAGCAAGUCUUGCUGCGAGUUUCAUGACAUCCCAGACCCCGAGCUUGUUGAACUCAACUGGUGAUGGCAUGACCAUAUCAACCAAGGCAGCGAAUAGGAUAUCUGAUGCGCAGUCCAGCAUUCAUUCUCUCCCUCAGAGCCGAAGCUCUUCGGCCAAUGGCUCGUACUCCACUAGCGCCACCACAAUUGAAGAGGUGGAUGACGACAGUCGAGGUCGUACCAAAGACUUGGACGACACUACGAUGGAUUCCAAACAGAUAUCCAAAGGGAAGGAAAUCAAGGGCAACGUGAUCGUCAGUGUUCGAGUGCGCCCGGACCCAGGUACCCAAAACAACUAUCAAUCUGAAGAAGGGGAAUGGAUGGUAGACGGCCGAAGAGGCCUGGUGGCUUGUCGUGGGAAAGACGGUGGAGAUUACCACUACGACAAUGUGUUCACCACUUACGACGACAAUGCCAAGGUGUACGAUGCUUCCGCCAAACGGCUGGUUCGUCGAGUGAUGGAAGGCUACCACGGAACAGUGUUCGCUUAUGGCAUGACUGGGACAGGAAAGACCUUCAGUAUGCAGGGCACCAUGUCGAGUCCGGGCGUGAUUCCUCUGGCUAUUACCGACAUUUUCUCAUACAUCCGAGAAACUCCCCACCGAGAGUUCCUGCUGCGCGUCAGCUACCUGGAGAUCUACAACGAGAAGAUUCAUGAUCUGUUGGCAGUUCCAGUAGGUGGUGGCGUUGGCGGUGGUCAGCAGGAAGAAAUCAAGCUGCGCGAAGACAACAAACGAGGCGUAUAUGCCACGCCUUUAAAAGAGGAAAUCGUUCAGAGUCCAACUCAACUACUUCGAGUCAUCCACCGCGGAGACACGGCUCGCCGUACGGGAAGCACCCAGUUCAAUUCGCGGAGUUCGCGCAGCCACGCUGUUGUCCAGAUUGUGGUCGAGAGUCGAGAACGAAUCCCCGGAGCCGGGGCCAUGCAUGAGAAUGGCAAACGAGUUGCGAUGUUUCCGGGCGGUGUACGCGUCUCUACCCUCAGCUUGAUCGAUCUUGCCGGCUCCGAAAGAGCGGCAGAUGACAAGGAGCGCCGGGCGGAGGGCGCACAUAUUAACAAGUCUUUGUUGACAUUAGGCACUGUUAUUGCCAGGCUUUCUGGCAACAGAGACAAGAAUGGAAACCCCACGGACAAGGACGGAAAGCAUCUACCUUAUCGAGACAGCAAACUUACCCGUCUACUACAGCCGGCACUGUCCGGUAAUUCGUUGGUGUCGAUCCUCUGCACGAUUCAGAUUGGAGCUGGCUUGACCGUGGCGGGCAACAACCACACGGCCGAGACUCUCAACACGCUGAAAUUUGCCGCUCGAGCCAAGAACAACAUUGUCAGUCAUGCAAAGAAGGCGACCGAAGAAGUGGGCAGCGGCGUCAAUGCCGGUUUGUUGGAGCGUUAUCGGACCGAAAUCCAGACUCUACGAGCUCAGCUGGAGGGCCAGCAAAAGUCGGCGGACGAAAAAGAAGAACGACAGAUUGAGCGAGAGGCGGAACAACGGCAUGAGGAGCAGAUGUUGGAGAUGCAGUUGGCGAGGACGGCGCUCAAAGAGCGGAUCGAACACCUCAACCGGCUGAUCCUGUGCUCCAAGUCAACGGGGGUCAAUGGCGGGUCCGUUUCGGCGCUGGGAAUGCAUUCCCGUCUUUCUGGAGGAACGGAGUACGCAGGCUCGCGGUCUGUCCGGUCCUCGGCGAGUCAAUCCACCCUGGGAGUCAGCUCUGGGCUCCGGCGAUACCCCUCCGGGGCGUCUCUGGGAGGUGCUCGGUCAAAUUCAGGUCACCUAUCGUUUGCAACCAUACCGGACGAAGAUGAAGAGGGUGGCGACGAUUACGGCGAUGGUCGAGCCACGCUGCAAGCGCAGGUACGGGCAUUGCAAGCUGAUCUCCAAGAUAAGACCCGUUAUAUCUCCACGCUGGAGAAGAGACUGUUGCAAGCACGACGAUCGAGCCACUCACGGGUCUCGAUGGCGUUUAACAAGAGUCCGGGAGAGGAUGGCGACAUCUGCCGGAAACUGGAAGAAAAGGACGCCAUCAUCUCCGAUCUUCAGAGGACGGUGGCGGCGCUUCGGUCGGCGGUGCGAAAGCGAGACAUGGCGGAGCUGACGCCGGAGAUGUCUUCGUCGGAAUUCAAGCACAACCGAGCGCAGGAGGGCCAUCAGAGUAGCGGCAGCAACGGCAGUUCUCAAAUGAGCCAUAGUUCGACGCCAGCGGGAUCGGCAGGGCCGCGAUCGCCAUUGGCGACCAGUCCAUUGGCAUUGUUGUCGCCCCAGAAGGCGAUGGACAAGAAACGCAAGACGGUGGACGAGAUGUCAAAGAUGUUGGAUGAGAUGAUCCAGGACAAGGUGGAAAGUGGGCAGCUGAUCAAAGGGCGCUCACCGUCGCUGCGGCUACCCUCACGAAGAUCGUCGUUGCAACGACACUCCCGGCGGACGUCGAGUGUGGGCACGGGAGGGCCAGCGAUGAACAGUCUCGUUGCAUCCCUGAGGGAACGGGAUUCCACCAUUGAACCGGGGGAAGGAGUGUGA
Molecule: messenger RNA, 2946 nt
Organism: Capronia coronata CBS 617.96
Lineage: Eukaryota; Fungi; Ascomycota; Eurotiomycetes; Chaetothyriales; Herpotrichiellaceae
Product: centromeric protein E
Exons: 1
Coding region: 1-2946 (981 amino acids)
Biological process (GO): microtubule-based movement
Molecular function (GO): ATP binding; microtubule binding; microtubule motor activity
Source: RefSeq, a predicted model, not a curated record